UAAACAGAGAAGACCAGUUGACCACAAGUGACAUAGGCUGGUGUGCUGGUCUGAGUUAUUCUUAUAUAUUAUGUGACACAAUACGGGCUAUGAGGAGGUGACAGAAACAAAUCUUCAGUGUGUGUGUGUGUACGUGUCAUAAGUGUUGGUAGUUUUAAUUAGACACGCAGAGGAGUAGUGUGAGGGGAUUGAAUUUUUUGUUUUGUGGUCACGUUAACUUCAUAUUCGUCAGAUCUCCCCAACAACCACUUGUAUCAUAGCUGUUGGACGUGAUAAGGUGUUGGAGAAUGUGUCCAGUAGUGCAAUAAUAUUGGAGGAAAUAUUCGAGAGGGAUGCAAAACUCGAGUCCAGAAUGGCUAGAGUCAGCCAUGGGGUCUAGCGUUGUGGUGUGGCCGCCAUGGCCCACUGAGUGGCUGCAGGGUAACCAUAUGGACACAUUAACUGUCCUCGCUACAGAGUACCAGCCGUGGAUCUGUUCCAUCAUUGCAGCCUUGGCUGUUGGCUUGGCUGGCAUCGUGCCUCUUCUCCUAAUUCCCACCGAUCAUGAGAUGAAAACAAAUAGUGGUGGACGGAACUUAUUACAAUUGCUGCUGAGUUUUGCUGUCGGAGGUUUGUUGGGAGAUGUGUUUCUCCACCUACUGCCAGAAGCCUGGAGUAUGGCCUUGGAGGGUGGGGCAGAUACCCAUGAAGCCUUCAUCCAGGUGGGCCUGUGUGUCCUGGCGGGGAUAUUCGUGUUCAUCAUUGUGGAGAUGAUGGCGACUCACAGUGACUCUGGCCCACAGAACAACAACAACAACAACAAAGGAGGCUCAGGGACAACCAAGAAGGAGGUGACUGGUUACCUGAAUCUAAUAGCCAAUGGGAUUGAUAACUUCACCCACGGGCUGGCAGUGGCGGGAUCAUUCAUGGUGUCCUACAAGACUGGUCUACUCACUACUGGUGCAAUUCUAAUACAUGAAGUUCCACAUGAAAUUGGAGAUUUUGCAAUUCUGCUUAAGUCAGGUUUUUCUCGAUGGGAAGCAACGAAGGCCCAGAUUUACACUGCCGGCAUUGGUUUAAUGGGAGCAUUGUUUACGCUCUUCAUUGGUACCUCAGAAGUCCUGGGUGGAGUGCAGGUGUAUAUAUUAGCAUUCACUGCAGGUGGGUUCCUUAACAUAGCACUAGUGACUGUGCUGCCAGAGCUGCUGCAGGAAGAUCGCCCGGCCCAGUCAUGUGCACAGCUUCUCUGUCUUCUGUUUGGAUGCCUCACUAUGGCCUCUGUGGCUGUCUUGUGCUGAGGCAACACCAGACAGAUCUCAUACCAAGGCUGAACUUUACCCAGUCUGAACACUUUUCAUGGGCUCUGUAAAGGAAAAAUCUCUACUUCAAGUAUUCUGUGUAUACUCUGAAUUCCAUACAUUCAGCCUUCACUCUGCAGUGAUUUACUUCUGAACUUUUGUAAGUUAAAAUGUAAAUUAUGUUCCAAUUUAAAACAUGCUAAAUAACUCAUGUUGCAAGACAGACAACUGGAAGUAAGUCUGUUACAAUAUACAGAGUAUUGACCAUUUAUGAUAAAUACUGCUCUUUGUCUUGUGAAUUUUGUCAGUCACUGGACAAAUAAUAACUAAUAUUAAUAGUAAUAGGUAAUGCUUUUUUAGUUACAAUAUUUUUUAUUGUUACAUGGAGGCAUAUAUUUUAUUGUAGCUUAUUAUUAUUACUUUUAUUAUAUUUUUUACUUUUAAGAUUCUACACGUUGAACAAAGGUGAUGACAUUGAUGUAACACACUGUUCCCACACACUUUGACCCCCCCUCACUACAACACACACUCAGCCACUCAUUAUAACUACCCAAUUUUAUUUUUUUAAUCAUUCCUCCCACAUUUAUCGACUGUGAGUGGCUCAUAUUCCUCAACUAUUUUCACAUCCUCACAUUCGUACCAUACCAGCCAGCUUACCCGUUCAUUACCACCCAUAAUCACACUCAUCCUCAAAUCUAAUCUAUACCUACACUCAUGUUCCUUCAUGUACUGAAGGCUCAUCUCCUCAAACCUAGACACACUUACAUUCUACAUUGCUUUCUGGCACAAGUAUUGCAGCUUAAGCUCAUAUAUAUCAUAGAAAUACAGCUUUUAUUCAUGAGAUAAUUUUUCAGCCAUUGAGAAUGUGUGUGUGUGUUAAUUUAAACACUGUUAUCCUCAAUGUAAAUAAUUUAUCCAACAGAAUUUACUGAUUUAUUGGUAACUUGGCUUUACACAAUUUCUAAUUCAUCGUAAUUUCAUUCCCUAAAAAAUUUACUUAAUAGUUUUCACCCUACAACUAGUUUUGGUUGAAUGGGCAUUUUUUUAAUGUCUUAACCAUGUGCUUGAAAAAAGGAAGGUCUAUACAUUUAUUUUAAGCCACAUUGAAGAUACAGUUAGCAUUAGACUAUAUGCAGGUACACUUAAAAUGUACAAACAGGUGAAAGUGUGAGAGGUUGUGAUGUGGUUUGACAAUAUUUGUAUUGUUUUGUACAUAAAUCAACUGAAGGACUUUUUCACUACUGCAAACACUUUCCCUCUAUGGCAAAGGGUGUCUGGAUUAAAGAGCAAUAUAGACUCGUUCGUUCACAUAAAUUCAUUAAAGAUGGAUGAUUAAUACAGUUUAAAUACAUACCCACUGUUAGGUUUUGUUAGCCAGCUGACAGGGGGUGGAGGUAAUAGCCUGUGUGCCUAAGAGCUCACAAAGUUGGUACUGGGUGUUCCCGUUCUUCAUUGUUUCACAUAUUCGUCAUUAAUUUACUGAGGAAGACGUUGCAUUGUCAUCUCGGCCCGCCAGCAGCUAACUUUUUAUUUGUUGUGGUAUUAAAUUCAAGUUUUUCAUAUAUCUUUCCUUAACUUUGAAAUUGUGGCCACAAAGCAUAAUACCUGUUGUGGACAGAGAAAGAAUGAGAAGGAAGUGAAAAGAAGUGGGAAUGGUGACAGCUCCGUGGUUAUUGCUCACCACCAUGGUGUAUUUUCCAAGGUAAGAAUAAAAGUUUGUCUUUUCAUAAUUUUUUAACUUUUUUUAGCAUUUUGUUUGGGGAUUUUUUUAUAGUUUGUAUUUAUAUAAGUACUUCCAUGUCAUGGUUGUGUGAACGUAUUUCAUGGGAAACUAGCUAUUCGUCGUUUCACUUUUUGUCGACAAUUAUCGUAACAUAAAACUACCAUGUACAGUGCAGGCUCCCAAAAAUAAUGACCACCCCUUUAUCUAAUUACUUAAUGGGAGAAUAAUAGCGGCUGGUUCUAGGGCCAUUUUAUAUAGUACAGUACCACUCUCCUCGCCCCUCACCCUACCACCAAAAUUGCCCUUAAAUUUAUUCUCCAUUUUAUUUGUAUGUCAAAACUGAUGUUAAAAGCAAAAUAUAUUUGGCAUAUAUGGUAUUUGUUUACACAAUUCAUUACGGGGGCCACAUGAAUUUUUUGUUCAUUUAAUCAAGUGUCUUCCUGCUAUGGUAGAGGGAGUCUGGACAAUUGUUUAAUUCCCGAUUACUAUCAUUCAUCAGCUAGUGGGUUAAUAAUGACGUUAUAAUGUUAUUACUGCUCUUCAACUACUAAGGCCUUUAAGUGUGUAACGAGGAUAGUAAUUACGAGAGAUAAAACUCUACCAGUGUAUUACCUCAACUCCCUGACAGGAUGUUAGUCCACCUGAGGCUCCCAUCACCACCACUUGCAGAUGUAUUCAGUUAUUGCAGAGUGUACGAGGAGGAAAUAAUUAUUCCAUAUCUUGUAAAAAAAAAAAAAAUUUGAAACUAAUACUUCCUUCUUAUGUAUUAUAAUUGCAUGCAUGUAAGAAUGAACUAUAUUUAAAACUAUAAUAUAAUCUCCAAAAACUAAUAUAAUCUUUUAUGUACACAUAAAUAAUUUGCUACUGUUUAAUUGGUCAAACACAGUAACAAAUCUCAAAGUUCCUAAAAAAAAACGAUAUUCAAUUUUACCUUUAAAAUGCUCCAUGUACUGUACAGAGCUUCCAGUAACAGCCUUGGGCUCUUGUCAACCUUUAUCUUCUAUUAACUAUAGUAUACACAUUUUCAUUUAUUACUGUGCUACAGUGUACAUCAAGUACUGUAUAAUAAACUAAGCUGUAGAUUGAUCCUGAGAUCCUAUAUUAUACUCUGUAAUCAAGUCAGGAUCAGCAACUGCAUAUACCCAACAAGUCUAAAUGAUUGAAUCUCCAGGGACCAAACGUGUGUGUUUAGGUUCUUAAGAUUUAAUAAAUAAAUUAGAAUACCGUAUCUUCUACCAUGAUACUGGAUUCCUAAAUUAAUAUUUGUGGUCUGAGGAUUCAACCUCCUUAACUUAUGGACUAUGGAGCUGCUCGAUCACAAUGUGUGAUUAUAUAUUUCCAACUUUCUCAGCCUUGAUCUUUUUUCAAAUGUGUUAAGUCUUCCUCAAACAUCUCUUCUGCCUGCAGUGAAGAAGUUAAUGUUGUUAUAAGUUGCCUUCCCAUAAUUUCAUAUAUAAAACAAAACUUGCUGGUAUAAUGUAUGUAGUAAAAGCCUGCCACUGUACAUUCAGUAAUCUAAAGUCAGCCCAUAUCUUCAAGUUGUAAUUUUAUGGAUUACUGUACUAUACAAAUCCCCCAAAUGCGUGUCUCUGAAAAAUUUCUUAAUUGGACAAGCGGAUUAAAAUCUGAAGCGAAACCUUUUGAGUUAUGUGGUCUUCCUAUACUAUCAGCUGCAAUAUUGUUUGUGUUACCGAUACCUGUAUAAGAUUUGUAACUCGUGCGGGGCCCUUGUCCAGUAAAUAGCAGUUGCAGUAUAAAUCUGUAACUUUCUUGUAACAUCGUGUUUUAAUUCUUGUUCAGGUAAAAAUGCACAGUACAGUAAUUUCAAUAAGGUCUGAAUAUAAGGAAGUAUGUGUUGGUAUUUGUACUUGUUUUAGCCCUUCCUGGUCACUGUCUACAACACACGGCCCUUCUGUGUCCUCCCUGUCCUGGAGGUUUCUGUACACUAUGAUCCAAUCCAUAUAAUAUUUUUAAUCCUUUCAUGCUUAAAAUUGUAAAUUGAAAAAUAUGUAUGAAAGAAAUACAGAUGAUUUGUGUUUACCACAUGAAAUAUGCAACAAAAAAUAGUACCACAAUACUGUAUAGUAAAUGUUGAUACUUGCCACAAGUAUAUGUUACGGUAGCAGGUAUGGUCCUCUAGCUGCUAAAAACUGGCAUAACUAAUGAAUCAGGGUUUAUGUGAUGCUUUGCACUUAUAUACUGUGUACUGUACUGUCAAUUAAAAAAACUAUCCAUACAAAAUUGUAUUUAAAAAAAUGAUACAAUGGAUUUUGGCAACCCUACUGAGACAACAAGAGGUGCAGUGUUCAUCAUGAAAUUCACCUCCCCCCCCAAAGUAGAUAGUUUUUUGAAUGACUUUACAUGUAACACAGUUAAUAGGUAAAGUAAAUAUGAUAAAUAACUAAAAAUAAAUAAACUGCUUAGUGUAAGUAUUAAGAUUUUUGUGAACUAAAGUGAAGACUGAAUUGUAUUAAGUGUUAAUAACAUACUUGUAUCUUGUAGGGUAACACCUCAUGAUGCACAAGUGAAAUUCUAUUUUUAUAGUUUGAGUAUAGUUUUAUAAGUUCCCAAAAUGUUCAAUUCCCUUCUUAAUGUGCUUGUCAUUUUAAUAUACUAUACAGGUAAUUACUGGACAAACAUUGACACUAUCUUUUGAGGGGAGAGAUGGUGAGCACAAAAAUAUUUGUUGGUGUGUGUGUAUGAGGACAUGCAUGCGUCCGUGCAUCACCUGUGUGCAAACAGAGGUGACAUGACUCAGAAACAAAUACAAAACAGUUUUAUUUUCAUUAUUUGGGUUUUUUAAAGAAAAUAAAAAGUUUUAAUGAACUUUUGAGGUUUGUUGCAGCUAUUUCCCCCCUUUUAGUCUGAGACAAAGUCAGAUUAACAUGGACUUAACAUCAUCUGAAAGUUUGGUUGAAUGUUGUAUCACCAUACCAGGAAUCUUUCAUUAGCUAUGUUGUUGAAGAGAAUUUACCCCAUUGUGGGUUAAACCGUAUUGUUUUAGAUAACUUCUGUCUGUCUUCAGCUGCAUCAAUCGGCUCUACACACACCAGUCCUGACUGACACACUGGAAGAACUGUUUGAUUCAGUUACUGACCAACUCUAAUCACCUUCAUUAUUUUUAUGAACUGCACAAGUUUUCAAAUGUUUAAGGUAAUGAUGUGAAAGUGAUAAACUUCCAAAGGAGCUCAGUCUACUCCACUCCUUCCACUAUACGAGGUUGAUGUCUUUAUACAAGCUUUAUAUAUUAAUAUUAGUACAGUAUACUGAUAUUACUGUAUAUAUACAGUACAGUAUAAAUAUUCCUCACCUGUAACCACUACUUUGUGCUAUUACUAUUAUUUUAUUUUGCAUUUAUAUAAGGUUGUAAUUGGAACUGAUUUGAUGGGAAAAAUACAAACAUGGGGCAACAAGUCUGUGGUUAGCUAUCAAUUUAAACAGAAUUUUGCACUCAGGUUCUCACAUAUGGUUAUGUAUUCUAUCAAGACAAACUCAUACAACUAAUAUGUAAACACGUAUAUUAGUUCUAUGAAAAAAAAACCCAAAUCACAUCAUGUGUACAACAGCAUGUGCUUCCAUACCUGUACACGUGAACAUUUCAACUUAAAAGAAUACUUAUCUAUUAUGAAAUCACUUGAAAGGAUCUAGAAUAAUGGAAUACUGUACAUGAUCACAUAAAAAGUUUUAAUGGAUUUUAUAUCUGCUUUCAUCUUGGAGUGAAUAGCUUGCAGACAUGAUACUUUGCCCUUGACUAAAGACUCGGAAACAAUGCUAUAAAUCUCUCACAUAAAGCCAGUGAUUUUCCUGAUUCAGAGUAGGUGGAGUGUGGAAGAGACUUAUGAUUCACAUGGAAAUAUGAGUCGUAUUAUGAGUAUUACAGUAUGUUGAAAUGUUAUGACCCUGAGAUUUCUGCUAAUUUUUGCUAUUUACACUUCUGUGACUACUGUAUGUAUUUGUACCCACAUUUAAAAAUACAGUAUAUCCAUAUGUAAUGUUAAAAUCAUUGUCAGAAAAUUCAGUUUCAUUACUUUUAAUCAUACCUUAGUUAUUUCCUUGAGGUGUUCAUAAAGGCACUAAUUUAAGAGUAGCUUUUAAACCCAACUUAUUCUGGUUUAAGAGAAAUGUACUAGCAUUUCAUGUCAUUGUUUGACGACUUCUUGUAAGUACAGGUAGUCAUUCUGUGUGUCUUUAUAAUGUAAGUAGUACUGUAAUCUUUAAAGGUAAAAAUGGCAAAGUAUUGUUACAAAAUUUAAGCUGUCUAACCCUCCCCUUAUUUUAUAAAAGAUUGAGCAAUUUAUUAUUAUUUGGUCUGUGCUGUAGUUUUGCGGGGAUCCACGUAGGGUCAAUCUAUAUUUUUACAUAAAUAUACCAAAACUUAUUUCUUUACAUGUGGUACAGUAAUUUACCUUCAGCAUAGUGCACUGUAUCAUGUUUCUAGUACAGUACAAGUAACUCCUAUAAGAAAUUUUUGAUCAAGUUCACAGUCUCACUGACUUGGUAUGUAAUGCAGUUUUAGAAAUUUUACUAUUGAAGUGUAAAGGCCACAUUCUUUAGAUACAGUGCAAGUUUAGUAUUAGGUAUAUACAGUACAGUGCUGUGCUGUCUUUUUAUAAACUUGUGUAUUAUGUGUUGGCAUCAGUCUGUCUAUCCAUCUGUCAAAUAUUGGCUUCACUUAAUUAUCUUUCACUUUGUUUUAGUAUUUUUAAAUACAGUAUAUAAAACGUCACUUAAAUAAAAAUACAGAUCUACUUCAUUUUUAACAAUUCCAGCUUGUACUGUACAGUUUCAUGGUUGCAGGUGAAAUGUGCUGUAUUAUUAUACAGUACCGGGUAUUUGUACAUGUUAAUGUUGGUCGGUCAACUCACUGAGGGCAAGAAUCUGCAUGCUUAGAGGGCAUCGUUCUCACUCAUUAGGUUUUACUUGGUUUAACUUUAUCUUGGUGCACUGUGCUACGUGUGCAGUAAAGACUGAGUCUUCGAACAAAUACUGCGGUCGGAUGCCUUUGGGUGUUCCCAUUGGGUAUGAUUUUAUUAAAUCUCUUAACAGGCAUUGAUGCACACUACUUUACAGUCAUUACUUUGUGUUUGGUUUAUUGUCCAAGAAGUUAUAUUUUAAGAGCCUACAUACAAUAUAGUAUACUUUGAAACAUUUAUUUUUGAUGCUGCAGAAAGUAAUUUAAGAAAUGGAUCUUACAACUGGAAUCUUUGGUGCAGUCAUAUUUAUAAUACUUAAAUAUUAAUAUGUAUUAUAUAAUUAUUUAUAGUUCAUAGGCAUCUCUUUAUGUAAUUCACACUAAAGAUAUUUAUAAAUAGCUUUGCAAUCUGUUAUGCACAAUAUUGAGUAUCAUGACAAGUUUAAUUGUGAGAAGCUCUUUUAAAAUUAAACCAAAAUCAAAGAUAUAUAUAUAUAUAUAUAUAUAUAUAUAUAUAUAUAUAUAUAUAUAUAUAUAUAUAUAUAUAUAUAUAUAUAUAUAUAUAUAUAUAUAUAUAUAUAUAUAUAUAUAUAUAUAUAUAUAUUGAAUCCAGUAUUUAUAAGUAAAUUUAGUCUUGAAUCCAUCAUUCAUAAGCACCUUUAUAUUUGUAUGUUGGUGAGUUAGAAUAAUAAGUUUAGUUCAUGGGUGUUUAAUGUACAGUAUCCAGCAAUUCUGAAGUGAGAUUAUAAUGUUAAGUGUCGUGUUCAGGGCCUUCAUUUCAGAUGGUAAAUGUCACGACAAAAUAAUACCUGUAUCCUCUCGGGACAAGAACUAAGCACAGUACUGUAUAGGCUGUGCUGGGUUAAGUUCUGGCUGGGGAACAUUUUGGUUUUAUUAAUACACACAGACAAUGUGUAUCUAUUUGUAAAAUACCAUAAGUUAUUGUCUUAAGAGUUAAUUUCCAGUCUGUCUAAUCUUUUUAAAUUAUUCAUGGCAGAAAGUUAAAUGAAAGCCACAAAGAUUGUUAUAAUUGCUUAAUGAGAUUUAUUCAUUAACCCUUAAACUGUUGUCGACGUCCAUAGACUCGCUCAUUUCCAGCCGAGAUAUUUAAAUGUGUAUAGUGUACCUUUUUUUUUGUAUAAGUUAGGGAACAUGUGAGCAGCAUCCUGAGUAGGCCUUUGUCAGGUAUGAAGUGGAACUUCUAUGUCACAGUUUAGCAGGUGAUAAGAGGGAGGCAAGUGAUUCCCUGACCAUUAUUGCCCAAGUAUGAAAAAUUACUGUAAAAUGGUGAUGAUGGAAUUGUGCAUGGAUAAAAACAUCCACCAGUUAAGUUGUAUGGUAAGUAAAGAUUUUUUCUCCAUAUUCUGUUAUUCUGCAUGAAUGCCUGUAAUUCCAUUUGAAUUUUUUUAAAAGAAUUGAUAAAAACACAGAUCAGCCAAUUUUUCCAUGGCCACAGUUUAAGGGUUAAAACUUUAAUAAACUAUGUAGAUAAUCUAAAUUUUAAAUUAGUAAAUGAUAAGUAAUAUGUAACCUUUAUUAGUUCUCCUCCACUGAGUAGAGAGCUGAUGUAAUAUGGCCAUCAUCAUCAUUGGGUCAGGUUAAGGUUUACUUUCAUAUCCACAGUGGCAUAGAUGAGUUUUAUAACAGGUGGCUACAACGAUUCUGAUAGUGCUUUAACCUAACCUGCACAAUAUAUAUGUAACAAAAGACUUGUAUAAGAGUUUUAGUAAAUUGGUUGGUUGUGGCAAAUUGUGACCUAACUAUACUAUAUCUGAACUCUUCCCUGGGAUGCUGCCCUUUUGUUCCAGAUUAUAGGGAAGGCAUCUAAUAGUUAUGAUAAAUCAAUGAGGUACCUUUUUGUAUUUUAACAGGGUAUUGGAACUACACUAUACAGAGGCGUGUACUCUGGCAGUAUUUGUGACCAGUGCUCACACAAUACUGUAUACUGUCUUUGGUUUGACUUUAUUCAUAUGAAUAUUAGAACAAAUUUUAUCACUAUAUUAUAGCCCACUUUUUUAUUGAACAUGUUUUUUUCCCUGACAUGUAAAUAAUGUAUGUUUCAUAUGAAAAAAAUAUAAUAUUCUCUAUGA
This is a messenger RNA of Homarus americanus (American lobster), 10002 nucleotides long. RefSeq names its product zinc transporter ZIP13 homolog (gene Zip99C). Lineage: Eukaryota; Metazoa; Arthropoda; Malacostraca; Decapoda; Nephropidae. Gene Ontology annotation, biological process: intracellular zinc ion homeostasis; zinc ion transmembrane transport. Bases 333 to 1277 code for a protein of 314 amino acids. Gene Ontology annotation, molecular function: zinc ion transmembrane transporter activity. The transcript has 8 exons. Gene Ontology annotation, cellular component: membrane. The record is from RefSeq and is a predicted model, not a curated record.